This is a messenger RNA of Molossus molossus (Pallas's mastiff bat), 1383 nucleotides long. RefSeq names its product DDB1- and CUL4-associated factor 12-like protein 2. Gene Ontology annotation, cellular component: Cul4-RING E3 ubiquitin ligase complex. Gene Ontology annotation, molecular function: protein binding. Lineage: Eukaryota; Metazoa; Chordata; Mammalia; Chiroptera; Molossidae. The record is from RefSeq and is a predicted model, not a curated record.
AUGGCCACGGAGCAAACUGGUAGCAGGAAGCGGAAAGUGCCCACCAUUGAGGGUGCCUCCUUAUGCUCGUCGUCGCAGGGUUUGGUGGCGACUGACGGCGAGGGUCCGCUGCUGCCCAAGAAGCAGAAGCGUCUGGCAACACAGCUCUCGCUGGUGCCCUACCUGAAGGCGGAGGUGAGCGCGAGGGGCCAUACAGGGCUUCCGGGCUUCCAGGGCGAGCUGCGCGGCUACGCGGUGCAGAAGCUGCCCGAGCUGCUGCGAGAGCGCGCGCUGGCCCUGGGCACUCUCAACAAGGUGUUCGUGUCACAGUGGCUGAACGCCAGGCAGGUGGUGUGCGGCACCAAGUGCAACACAUUGUUCGUGGUGGACGUGCAGUCAGGCCACAUCACGCGCAUCCCACUCAUGCGGGACCGGGAACCUGAGCUUUCCCAGGACCAGUCGAGCUGUGGCAUCCACGCCAUCGAGCUGAAUCCCUCGAAGACGCUUCUGGCCACCGGGGGCGAGAACCCCAGCAGCCUGGCUGUCUACCAGCUGCCCACCCUGGAUCCAGUGUGUCUGGGUGACCGCCAUGGCCACAAGGACUGGGUCUUCACCGUUGCCUGGAUGAGUGACACAGUGGCUGUGAGCGGGUCCCGCGACGGUACUGUGGCUCUAUGGAGAAUGGAUCCCGACAUGUUCAAUGGUAACAUCGUCUGGCACAAUGACACAGAGCUCCCAGUGUAUGCCCACAUCUGUCCGAGGAACAUGGAGACCAUCCCCACGUCCAGCACCAAUCCCAGUAACCGAAAGGUGAGAGCCCUGGCAUUCAGUGGCAAGAAUCAGGAGCUGGGAGCAGUGUCCCUAGAUGGCUACUUCCACCUCUGGAAAGCCCAGAGUACCCUGUCCAGGCUGCUCAGGCUGCCCUACUGCCGAGAGAACGUGUGCCUGACCUACUGCGAGGAUUUGUCCCUGUUUGGAGUGGGGUCCCAGUCCCAUGUCUCCUUUCUGGAUCCGCGCCAGCACCAGCAGAACAUCCGGCCCCUGUGCUCCAGAGAAGGUGGCACUGGCGUGUGCUCACUGAGCUUCUACCAGCACAUCAUCACUGUGGGCACUGGCCAUGGCUCCUUGCUCUUCUAUGAUGUCCAAGCCCAGAAGUUCCUGGAAGAGAGGGCCUCAACCAGCCUUGACUCCUCCCAGGGGCCCGCAGGGAGGAAGAUCAGGCUCACCUGCGGUAGAGGCUGGCUCAACCACGAUGACCUGUGGGUGAACUACUUUGGUAGCAUGGAUGAGUUCCCCAGUGCUCUUUACACACACUACUACAACUGGUCAGAGAUGAAGCUCUUUGUGGCUGGGGGACCUCUCCCUUCAGGCCUCCACGGGAACUAUGCAGGCCUCUGGAGCUAA